AUGACGUCACGCGCGUACGGCCCGCCCCUUCAGGGCCCAGCGAAUUGGCCGCCUGGCCCGGCGCCGCCCGCCUCCAGCUCCCAUUGGCUAAAGAGCCGAACUUUACAGUGGUGGCGGGUGAUUCUCCAGGCCCCGGCUCAGAUUGCUAUGGAACGGCUCGCGAUCGUCCGCGCGCGGCUGCAGGAGUGGGAACGCGCCUUCGCACGGCUGCACGGGCGACGGCCAGCGCAGGAGGAUGUGGAGGCGGCACCUGAGGAGACGCGCGCGCUCUACCGCGAGUACCGUAGCCUAAAGCAGGCAGUGCGUCAGGCUGGCGACGGACGACACAUCCUAGAGCAGUCACUUGCCAAGGCCGCUGAGGAGGCACAGGAGCCAAGCUGCUGGGGUUCCCACCUGAAUCGGGCAGCAACUCAGAAUACACAGUCUAAGCCAAGGCAGAGCCCACUGAGUUCUGUACGAGACUACGGGGAGAGGCUGAAGGCCAAUCUGAAAAGCACUCUACAGGCUGGGCCAACCCUGAGCCGAAAACUCCGGCCUCAGAAGAGAUCCUUGUCCACAGCGCCCACCCCAAAGCCACCGGACUCAAGGACUGCACCCACCUGUCCAGGGGAAGCUAAAGACGUGCUUCCCCAGCUUCCUGAGCUGCAGCCGAGGUUAGGCCAACUCCAGCAGCUUCCGGCAUCCCUGAGCCUGAGGUUGAGUUCCCUAGACCCUGGCUGGCUAGAGAGCUGUCAGAACACAGUUUCAGAUCUUCUAGAGGUUCCGAGCACCUGUGGGCUUGACCUGGAUGCCAACGAGUCACGGCCCUGGAUGUCAGGCAAGGUGAAUGUCGCUGAUCCUGGCAUCCAUUCAGAAGGAUCAUCACAGAGCCCAGAGGCCCUGACCCCACAGCCAGCCCAAGCUUUCUCACGCUGCCCCAAAUCUAGCAACAAUAAAGACAGGAAGCGAAAAAGACAUGAGAAGUUGGAGGACUUCCCACAAGCCCGAGACAACAGCCAAGCAGGACCCCUGUCUGAGGGAGCUGGGGCUACAGCACAUGAGAAAGGCCCUCCAGGAGCACCUGCACAAGUGAACAUACCUCAGCCCUGCAGCUCCUCAGAGAAGGGCACAGCCCACUUCCACAUCUCCCCUAGACCAGCUUCCUUGGACCGAGGGAACUACGUUCGACUCAACCUGAAACACAAACGCUUUGUACGAGCUGGGGCCAACCAAGGCAGGCUUCUCCGUAAGCAGGUAUGGAAGCAAAAAUGGAAGAAGAAAAGAGAGACGUUUGGGGGAAGUGGCCCUGGAGCCACAGUCAAGGACACUUGUUUCCGGUGUGGGCAGUCUGGUCACUGGGCAGCCCAGUGCUGCAAAUCAGGAUCCGCCCUGAUCAUCCAGGAGGAAGGUGGCAGGGAUGACAAACAGCCCAUUUGGACUUUGGAAGGAGUACCACAGAGGACAGGAACCACUUCCUGUCACCUCUCUGGUGAGGAAACAGAACCUGCUAGGCCAAAGCUACAAGAGCAUCAUCGGCCCACCCCGAUGUUGCCCCUCUACCCACCAGGGCCCUUGGGACAGGUGGCAGAAACCCCUGCUGAGGUAUUCCAGGCCCUAGAGCAGCUAGGGCACCAAGCCUUCCGCCCUGGGCAAGAGCAUGCGGUCAUGCGGAUUCUCUCUGGCAUCUCCACUCUGUUAGUGUUGCCAACAGGUGCUGGCAAGUCUCUGUGCUACCAGCUUCCUGCACUGCUAUAUGCCCAGCGAAGCCCUUGCCUCACACUGGUGGUCUCUCCUCUCCUGUCACUCAUGGAUGACCAGGUGUCUGACCUGCCUUCAUGUCUGAAGGUGGCCUGCCUCCACUCAGGUAUGACCAAGAAACAACGAGAAUCUGUCCUGAAGAAGGUACAGGCAGCCCAGGUGCAUGUGCUCAUCAUGUCCCCAGAGGCCUUGGUCGGGUAUGGGGCUGGGGGCCCUGCCAGCCUCCCCCAGGCCACUCUUCUGCCUCCAAUUGCCUUCGCCUGCAUUGAUGAGGUCCACUGCCUCUCUCAGUGGUCACACAACUUCCGGCCCUGCUACCUGCGUGUUUGCAAAGUCCUUCGGGAACAUAUGGGCGUACGCUGCUUUUUGGGUCUCACAGCCACGGCCACACGAAGCACUGCUCGUGAUGUGGCCCACCACCUGGGCAUAGCUGAGGAAUUUGAGCUCAGUGGGUCAGCCACCAUCCCUGCCAAUCUGCACCUCUCCGUGUCCAUGGACAGAGACUCAGACCAGGCUCUUGUGACAUUGCUGCAAGGUGACCGUUUUCGUGCCCUGGAUUCUAUUAUCAUUUACUGCACUCGAAGGAAGGAUACAGAACGGGUGGCUGCACUCCUGCGGACCUGCCUGUCUACUGUGAGAGAGUCAAGGCCUGGAGGUUGUGGCCCCGAGGCUGUAGCUGAAGCUUACCAUGCUGGCAUGUGCAGCCAGGAACGGAGACGAGUGCAGCAGGCUUUCAUGCAGGGGCACUUGCGAGUGGUUGUGGCCACAGUAGCCUUUGGCAUGGGGCUGGACCGGCCAGAUGUUCGGGCUGUGCUACACCUGGGACUGCCUCCAAGCUUCGAGAGCUAUGUGCAGGCUAUCGGUCGUGCAGGACGAGAUGGGAAGCCUGCCCAUUGCCACCUGUUCCUGCACCCCCAGGGUGAAGACCUCUGUGAACUGCGCAGGCAUGCCCAUGCUGAUGGCAUAGACUUCUUGGCUGUGAAGAAGCUCGUGCAACGUGUGUUCCCACCCUGCAUGUGCGCCCAGAGGCCCAGAUCCGAAUCCUCACUUGAGGAGACCAAAGAGCACAGUGGCCAACAAACAUACUCUAUCCUGGGACGGGCCUGCCUGGGCCAUAAGCGGGCACUCCCGGUGCAGUCUACAGUACAGACUCUGGACAUGACAGAGGAGGCCAUUGAGACUCUGCUGUGCUACCUGGAACUACACCCUCGGCACUGGUUGGAGCUGCUACCAUGUACCUAUGCCCACUGCCGUCUGCGUUGCCCUGGGGGCAGUGCCCGGCUGCAAGCUCUGGCCCACAGGUGUCCCCCUUUGGCUGUGUGCUUGGCCAAGUGGCCACCUAAAGACACAAGUCAGGGCAGCAGCUCCUUAGAGUUUGACGUGGUGGAGCUGGCAGACUCAAUGGGCUGGGAGCUGGCAUCUGUACGGCUGGCUUUCCACCAGCUGAAGUGGGACCAAGAGCCAAAGAAAGGUGCGCCAAAGGGCACAGGGGUGCUUGUGGAGUUCAGUGAGUUGGCCUUUCAUCUGCACAGUCCUGGGGACCUGACAGACGAGGAGAAGGACCAGAUCUGUGACUUUCUGUAUAGCCGUGUGCAGGCUCGGGAACACAAAGCCCUGGCCGGUCUACACCAAAUAUCCAAAGUCUUUCGCAGUGUGGCCUUUCCCAGUUGUGGCCCCUGUCUAGAGCAGUCCGAUGAGGAACACAGCAGUCGGCUGAAGACCCUGGUCAGCCACUACUUUGAGGAGGAGGAGGAAGAGGAGGAAACUGUGAAGGAGAAGCAGGGCCCAGAGCCUGGGCAGACCCAGCUCCAGGACUGGGAAGACCAAAUUCGCCGCGAUACCCGCCAGCUCCUGUCCCUGAGGCCAGAGGAGAGGUUUUCAGGGAGGGCUGUGGCCCGCAUCUUCCAUGGCAUUGCAAGUCCCUGCUACCCAGCCCAGGUGUAUGGGCAGGACCGGCGCUUCUGGAGAAAGUACCUGCACCUGAACUUCCAUGCCCUGAUGCGCCUAGUUACAGAAGAGCUCCUGCUGAGAGGCUGAUGACCACCCUCCAUGGGAG
Molecule: messenger RNA, 3793 nt
Organism: Acomys russatus (golden spiny mouse)
Lineage: Eukaryota; Metazoa; Chordata; Mammalia; Rodentia; Muridae
Gene: Recql4
Product: RecQ like helicase 4
Exons: 23
Coding region: 1-3774 (1257 amino acids)
Biological process (GO): double-strand break repair via homologous recombination; DNA replication; telomere maintenance
Cellular component (GO): cytoplasm; nucleus; chromosome
Molecular function (GO): zinc ion binding; nucleic acid binding; 3'-5' DNA helicase activity
Source: RefSeq, a predicted model, not a curated record